Cyanistes caeruleus (blue tit) is the source of this 1015-nucleotide messenger RNA. Lineage: Eukaryota; Metazoa; Chordata; Aves; Passeriformes; Paridae. The record is from RefSeq and is a predicted model, not a curated record.
UAUUUUUUAUUACUAAUGUUCAUCUGUCUGUGCAGGUACACGGGUGCCCUGUUGGAGGAGGAGGCCCUGAAAAAAGCAGCAGAAAAUGGGUUGUCUUCACCAGAAUUUUUUGAGCUUUGCAUUUGGUUAGGUUCCCAGAUAAAAUCACUUUGUAAUAUGGAAGAAAGCAUCACUGCAACAGAUGGUGUGAAAGAUAUAGAGAGCUUCCAGCUUGAAAUUAGUGGCUUUCUGAGAGAAAUGUCUUGUCCAUAUUCGUCACUGGUGUCUGGAGACAUCAAAGACAGAUUAAAAGAGAAAGAAGAUUGUCUUAAACUCCUGUUAUUUCUAAGUACAGAACUUCAGGCUUUAAAGAUACUGCAGAGCAAGAAAAUUAAAGACUCUCGUUUGGAAAAGCACAGUGAUGUUAUUCAGGAAGUGCAAGCUAUUUGUGAUGCACUGGGUCUGCCAAACUCCUCAUCUUCUGGUAUUCCUCCCUUGUUAACCAGUGUGGAACAAAAGAUAAAGGACAUUCUCUCAAAAGUUAAAAAUAACCAUGUGGGGAAAUCACUGCUAACAAAACCUCUGAACUCUGACCAAGUGGAAAGAUUGGAAAAAAUCAAUGAUGCUCUUUGCAGUGAGUACGAGUGUCGACGGCGGAUGUUGAUGAAGAGGCUUGAUGUGACUGUGCAGUCUUUUGGCUGGUCUGAUAGAGCAAAGGUAAAAACAGAUGAAAUAGCACGGAUCUAUCAGCCCAAGCGCUAUGCGUUGUCUCCAAAGUCGACCAUUUCAUUAGCUCACCUUCUUGCUGCUCGUGAGGAUUUGUCCAAGAUCAUAAGAACAAGUAGUGGAUCAACACGGGAGAAGACUGCCUGUGCUAUCAACAAGGUUCUGAUGGGGAGAGUCCCUGACCGUGGAGGCAGACCAACAGAGAUUGAACCACCUCCUCCCGAAAUGCCUCCAUGGCAGAAAAGACAAGAAGGUGGAGGAAGAGGUGGCUGGGGGGGUGGUGGUGGUGGUGGAAGGGGUAACUGGGGGG